AUGUCUGCCGCGAUCCUCAUCUUCAAGUACCUCAACCGCCGCUACAAGAAAUACCAAGCCGAGAAAAACGGCCAGCCCUACUCAGAACUCGACGACGAGGACCUUCAACCACUGUACGACGAGACCCUACCGGACGGCUCACGCAUACCGCCUCCUACAGCCGAAGAGAUCAACUUCCUGCAGCGGAACGGCCUAGGCAACGGUCUUGACUGGAAGAACUGGCGCAAGUACUUCACCAGAGAGUACUAUACGUUCAAGAAGCUGCUGAGCGUGUUCUUCGGGUUGAUCGGCCUCACGCUCCUCAUUCUGUCCGUCGUCUACAACAGCAAGAUACUGCAGUGGCUGGCGCCUAUCGGGGAGAAAUGGAGAGCUUUGCCUGGAGGGUGGUUGAUCCCCAUCGCCAUUCUCAUCGUACUGUCCUACCCUCCGCUCUUCGGACAAGAAGUCAUUUGUACUGUCUGCGGUGUGGUUUGGGGCACAGGCUUGGGCUUUGCUAUCGCAGCAGCCGGCACCGUCGUGGGCGAGAUCAUAGAGUUCUUCGUCUUCCGACUUGCCUGCCGCGGCCGUAGCGGCAAGUUCGAGGAGAAGAGCCUGGUAUGGGGUUUACUCGCCAGGAUCACUCGGACUGGGGGCUUCACUAUCGUCUUGAUGGCGCGUUUGAGCUUUCUCCCGUCGCACUUUACUACGAUCGUGUUCGCCAUGGCCGGUACCAACUUCUGGAAGUUCCUCGUGGCACUCAUCGUCUCGCUCAUCCAACCCUUCACGUACGUCUACCUCGGCGCGGUGGCCAUCCAGAAAGCGGAGCACAAGGAAGACAACACCUCGCAGACCGUGAGCACCCUUACGACCGUCGCAAGCGUCAUCAUCGGUUUGGCCGCGAUGCUCUAUAUCAACGUCAAAGCGAACAAGGCGAAGCCUGACUUCAUCACGGAACGUCGAUUGGCGAGGCGAGCAGAGGCCUUCGAGAGCAGGGCUGGAUCCCCUGGACCUAGUCGUUCAAUCACGCCGUUCCAGGGUACUCGGCCCAGUUCGCCUACACUUUCGGGAGGGCCGUAUCAGGCUCCCAAGGGUGCCGAGUCUCAAUACUCGUAUGCGUCAUUCGACACUGUCUGA
Molecule: messenger RNA, 1113 nt
Organism: Peniophora sp. CBMAI 1063
Lineage: Eukaryota; Fungi; Basidiomycota; Agaricomycetes; Russulales; Peniophoraceae
Source: the annotation of a GenBank genome assembly